AUGGAGGUGGGGCCGUCGAGUUCGGCCGCGAUGAGCGUGGCGAGGCGGAGGCGAGACGCGCUGGCGCAGACGCUGGCGUCGCGGAGGCUGCCGGAGGGUAUGGCGGAAGCCGGGGAGCGGGUGCCCGGAGCCGUCGCCCCCGAGGUCAUGCCCUUCCUGCGCGCCGCCGACGAGAUUGAGCCGUACAACCCGCGCGUCGCAUUCCUCUGUCGCAAAUAUGCUUUCAAGAAAGUUCAAAGAGUGGACCCAUCAUCAACCCAACGUGGUGUUCGGCAGUUCAAAACUUACAUGUCAAUUAAGCUGGACCAGGAUGACACACAAGUUCUGGGCAAUGAUGCAAAUGAGAUUCAACAGUUUUAUAAGAAGUACUGUGCUAGUAUGAGUCAUAUUUCAGAAAAGAGAAACUUUGAGGAGAUGGCUAGAUAUUACCAAGUGGCGUAUGCUCUUUAUGAAGUUCUAUGGGAUGUAACAAAUAAUAAAGUUGAUCCUCAGGUGAUGCGGUGUGCAGAAAUGGUUGAGGAAAAUGGUCGUCAUUUCAAGAACUACAAGUACAACAUUAUUCCCCUCAAUUUUCCUGGUUCUUCUGAGGCAAUUGUGGAACUUCCGGAGAUAAGAGAUGCCAUUGAUGCAAUUAGUGACAUAGAUGGCCUUCCAAUGCCACACAUGUCUUCUAUCCAAAGUCAGGGGGAUAAAUCUAUCCGAGAUGUAAUUGACUGGCUUUCACUAGCAUUUGGAUUUCAGAAAUCGAAUGUAGAAAAUCAAAGAGAAAACAUGGUUUUGCUUCUCGCAAAUAUUAGUACAAGAACUGCUGGACAGGAAGGGCAUCCUUUGGUUGAUACUGUGAAUGAACUGUGGAAAAAAAUAUUUGGAAAUUACAAGUCAUGGUGUUGCUAUUUGCAUAUUAGUUCAAGUAUCAUGAUCAGUCAUGAUGUUACAGAACAUAAGAAGCAACAGCUCAAGCUUCUUCACAUUGGAUUGUAUCUUCUUAUCUGGGGUGAGGCUUCUAAUGUUCGGUUUAUGCCUGAAUGCCUGUGCUACAUAUUCCACCAUAUGGCAAAACAGUUACAUGACAUGGUUGAUGAAAACUAUUUUCAACCACCACCAGGGUUUGAGGAAGAGGGAUCAUUUCUGAAAAAUGUCAUUGAACCUAUCUUUAAGGUUCUGCAAAAAGAAGCACAAAAAAGUAGAGGGGGUACAGCAGGCCACUCAGCUUGGAGAAAUUAUGACGACCUGAAUGAACUAUUUUGGUCCAAGAAAUGUUUUACUAAGCUUAAGUGGCCGUGGGAUCUUUCUUCUGACUUCUUUUAUCAAGGGCGCAGUACAGCAAGAAAGCCCAAGACCAAUUUUGUUGAAGUGCGCACAUUUCUGCACAUAUUUAGAAGUUUUAAUCGAAUGUGGAUGUUUUUUAUACUUGCUUUCCAGGCAAUGCUCAUAGUUUCAUGGAGAUCUUCUGGAUCUCUUUCUGGAAUUACUGAUGGAACUGUUUUCAGAAAUGUCUUAAGUGUUUUUAUCACAGCAGCUCUACUCAACUUUAUAACAGUAACUCUGGAUAUAAUGUUUACUGUACAAGCAUGGGGCAGUAUGGAGUGGACAAAGAUAGUCAGAUAUUUACUAAAAUUCAUUGUGGCCAUUGCUUGGAUAACUAUUCUUCCAUUGACCUAUUCUAGUUCCAUCAAAUACCCAUCCGGUGCUGGCAAAAUCCUAAAUAGUUGGAUUGGGAAUUGGUAUAAUGAAUCAGUUUAUAACAUUGCGAUUGCCAUAUAUAUGGUUCCGGAUAUUCUUGCUGCCUUGUUUUUCUUGUUGCCACAACUUCAGAAUGUCAUGGAGCGCUCAAAUUCACAAGUGUUGGUUCUCCUGAUGUGGUGGAUUCAGCCAAGAUUGUAUGUUGGACGUGGGAUGCACGAAGAUAUAUUGUCGAUCCUUAAGUAUGUCUUCUUUUGGGCUGUGCUGCUCAUCUCCAAGCUUGCGUUCAGUUUCUAUGUUGAGAUAUCACCAUUGAUUGAUCCAACUAAGUUCAUUCUAGACCAACAAGUUGGGAACUACGAAUGGCAUCAAAUCUUCCCUUUCUUGCCACGCAACCUGGGUGUUGUCAUUACCAUAUGGGCACCGAUUGUCAUGGUUUACUUUAUGGACACACAAAUAUGGUAUGCCAUUUUUUCCACUAUCUUCGGAGGUGUUUCAGGUGCCCUAAGUCAUGUGGGUGAGAUACGAACCCUUGGCAUGUUGAGGGCCAGAUUCAAAUCAAUUCCAGAAGCUUUCAGUAAAUGCAAUGCAACAAAACAACGAGAGCAAGCAUUUGAGCACAGAAGUUUCUUUUGUGUAUGGAAUUCAUUCAUCAAUUCCUUAAGAGAGGAAGACUUCAUUAGUGAUAGAGAGAAGGACAUGUUGAUGGCUCCAUCAUAUUCAAGCAAUUUAUCUGUCAUUCAGUGGCCACCUUUCCUCCUUGCUAGCAAGGUACCUGCAGCUGUCCAUAUGGCCAUGAAUUCCAAAGAAGGGGAUGAGCAUGAGCUUAUUGAGAAAGUCAAACUUGAUCGAGACAGAUACAAUGCAGUUAUAGAAUGCUACGAAUCCUUGAUGAUUAUACUCAAUAGCCUUCUACUAGACUCUAACGAUCAGAAUAUUGUCAAUGAUAUUGAUAGAAAAGUGACUUAUAGCAUGAGAAAUAAAACAUUCUUGGAAGACUUCGAGAUGGCAGAAAUCGGCAAAGUAAGUGCUACAUUGGCAAAAUUGUUACAGCUGCUGAAGAGUGAACCUAUUAAUGAUGUUGAAGAGAGGAAAAUUGUUAAUGCCUUGCAAGAUUUUAUGGAAAUUACGACGCGUGAUUUCAUGAAAGAUGGACAGAGCAUUUUGAAAGAUGAGAAUGAGAGAAAGCAAAGAUUCAUGAAUCUAAAUAUUAAUAUGAUAAAGGAAGAUUCUUGGAGGGAGAAGUUUGUUCGGCUGCACCUAUUGUUGACUAUGAAGGAUUCUGCAUUGGAUGUCCCAACAAACUUGGAUGCUCGCCGUAGGAUCACCUUCUUUGCAAACUCGCUUUUUAUGAAAAUGCCAAGAGCACCGCGUGUGCAUGAUAUGAUUUCAUUUAGUGUUCUGACACCAUACUACAACGAAGAAGUACUGUAUUCAUCACAUGAACUGAAUAGAAAGAAUGAAGAUGGUAUCUCAAUUUUGUUCUACCUACAAAAGAUCUAUCCAGAUGAAUGGAAGAACUUCCUAGAACGUAUUGGAGUUGAGCCAGAUAAUGAAGUGUCAAUAAAAGGGCGCAUGGAUGAUAUCCGUUUAUGGGCAUCUUACCGUGGUCAAACGCUUGCCAGAACUGUGAGAGGAAUGAUGUACUAUAGACGAGCUCUUGAACUACAAUGCUACGAGGAUAUGAUAAAUGACCAAGGUUAUGGCUUAGCUGAUUUGGAUAGAGCUAAAGCUGCAAGGUCCAAGGCCAUUGCUGAUAUUAAAUUCACUUAUGUUGUCUCCUGUCAACUCUAUGGCGUGCAUAAGGCAUCCAAGGAUUCUCGAGAAAAAGGUCUCUACGAGAAUAUCUUAAACCUCAUGCUGACGUAUCCAGCAUUGCGCAUUGCUUACAUCGAUGAGAAAGAAGUACAAUUACAAAAUGGUAAAAUAGAGAAACAAUAUUACUCUGUUCUUGUGAAAGGUGAUGAUGAGGAAAUCUACCGGAUAAGGCUCCCUGGUAAACCAACAGAAGUUGGAGAAGGCAAGCCUAAUAAUCAAAAUCAUGCCAUAAUCUUCACUAGAGGAGAAGCACUUCAAGCAAUUGACAUGAACCAGGAUAACUAUCUAGAGGAAGCAUUUAAAAUGCGAAAUCUCUUGGAAGAGUUCCUUCUUACACAUGGAAAGUCGGAGCCCACCAUAUUGGGUGUUCGGGAGCAUAUAUUUACAGGAAGUGUUUCAUCCCUCGCCUGGUUUAUGUCCAGCCAGGAGACCAGCUUCGUCACUAUUGGACAACGUGUUCUUGCCAAUCCUCUUAAGGUACGAUUCCAUUAUGGCCAUCCUGAUGUUUUUGAUAGACUCUUUUACCUGACAAGGGGUGGCAUAAGCAAGGCAUCAAAGGUUAUCAACCUUAGCGAGGAUAUAUUUGCAGGGUUCAAUUCAACCCUGCGUCGAGGAAAUGUUACGCACCAUGAAUACAUACAAUUGGGCAAAGGACGUGAUGUUGGAAUGAACCAAAUAUCCAACUUUGAGGCCAAGGUGGCAAACGGAAAUGGCGAACAAACACUAUGUCGUGAUAUUUAUCGACUAGGACACAGAUUUGAUUUCUACAGGAUGUUGUCUCUGUAUUUUACCACAGUUGGCUUCUACUUCAACAGCAUGGUGGCUGUUCUCACAGUGUAUGUAUUUUUAUAUGGGAGGUUAUACCUUGUUUUGAGUGGCUUAGAAAAGUCAAUACUCCAAGAUCCAAAUAUCCAAAACAUCAAACCGUUUGAAAAUGCACUUGCUACUCAAUCUGUAUUCCAACUUGGGAUGUUGCUCGUUCUCCCAAUGAUGAUGGAGGUUGGACUGGAGAAAGGAUUUGGCAGAGCACUGGCAGAGUUUGUGAUCAUGCAACUUCAGUUAGCUCCUGUAUUCUUCACUUUUCAUCUUGGAACAAAGACUCACUACUAUGGCAGGACAGUACUUCAUGGUGGAGCAAAGUAUAGAGCUACUGGGAGAGGAUUUGUUGUGCGGCAUGCGAAGUUCGCUGAGAAUUAUCGGAUGUACUCCCGGAGUCACUUUGUGAAAGCACUGGAGCUGCUUAUUCUUUUGGUUGUUUACCUAGCAUAUGGGAGUUCAUACAGAAGCUCAAGUUUGUAUCUGUACGUCACAGUUUCGUUAUGGUUCCUUGUUUUCUGUUGGCUGUUUGCACCUUUUGUCUUCAACCCAUCCUGCUUUGAGUGGCACAAGACUGUUGAUGACUGGAUUGACUGGUGGAAGUGGAUGGGCAAUAGAGGUGGUAUUGGAUUAGCACCUGAGCAAAGUUGGGAGGCUUGGUGGGUGAGUGAACAUGACCACCUGAGGAAUGCAACAAUUCGAAGCUUGCUCUUGGAGUUCAUCCUUUCCCUGCGAUUCUUGAUCUAUCAAUAUGGUAUUGUUUACCACUUGCACAUAGUGCAUGGCGACAAAAGCUUCUUGGUUUAUGCACUGUCAUGGCUGGUUAUAGCAGUUGCUCUUGUGUCGCUAAAGGUUGUUUCAAUGGGAAGAGAGAAGUUUGUUACAAGGUUUCAACUAGUGUUCCGCAUCCUCAAGGGCAUUGUGUUCCUUGUGCUCAUCGGUUUGCUUGUCCUUUUAUUUGUUGGUUUUGAUCUCGCUGUCGCGGACGUUGGAGCCAGUAUCUUGGCAUUCAUUCCCACUGGCUGGUUUAUUCUUCUGAUUGCGCAAUUAUGUGGACCGCUGUUUCGGAGGUUGAUCAUAGAUCCACUUCACUUGCUAUGCUGCCCAUAUGGUACUGGUGGUGCAUGCAGAGGUCCUUGCUGUGCCAAGUUCAGGCAGAGGACCGGUGCUGCGCUUAGGAAGAUGGGACCAUGGGACUCCAUCCAGGAGAUGGCGAGGAUGUACGAGUACACCAUGGGGUUCCUCAUCUUCCUGCCCAUUGCCGUGCUGUCGUGGUUCCCCUUCGUCUCUGAGUUCCAGACACGGCUGCUCUUCAACCAGGCCUUCAGCAGGGGGCUGCAGAUCUCUAGGAUCCUCGCUGGCCAGAACGGUAGUGGCACAAAGAGCGACUGA
Messenger RNA from Miscanthus lutarioriparius, 5709 nucleotides. NCBI's taxonomy places the organism in Eukaryota, Viridiplantae, Streptophyta, Magnoliopsida, Poales, Poaceae. The record is from the annotation of a GenBank genome assembly.